GUCGGCUACACCCGCUUUCGUUGGGUUCGUCAGAGAUCCUCUGGGAGUUAGCCAAUGAGAAGUGCUCGGGCCCUGGUCGCCUGGGAAACCCCGAGACAACAAGAUGGCGGCGCCGUGGGACGGCUCGCUGGCCCUGUGGAGUUCCUGACAGCUAGCCUUGAGACUAGAGCUAUGAGCUCACCUCUGGCCUCUCUUAGCAAGACACGGAAGGUGCCCCUAGAGUCGGAGCCUGUGAAUCCUGGGAGGCUUAAUUUGUAUUUGUUCCUUCUUCCUGCCUGGGUUCCCAGGAGGCGAGGGAUAAGAAUCUACAGAGAUGAAGAUGAAGUGGACAUGCUGAAUGAUGGACAAGACCCAGAAGAAAAGAUCUCUGUCCCUUCCUGCUAUGGAGGCAUCGGUGCCCCUGUGGGUAGGCAAGGAACUGUGUUCAGUGACUCGGAGCUGGUGGCCUCCAUGGCCAGGAAGCUGCAGGAGCUGGAGCAGCAGCUGAAGACCCAGAAUGAUGAGCUACUGUCCAAGGACCAGAAGAUCCUAGCCCUGGAGGAUUUGGUGCAGACCCUCCAGCAGAACCAGGGAGCCAACGCAACCCUGCAGAGGCAGGAGGAGCUGGAGACCCUGUGCAUUCAGCUGCAACGGCAGGUUGGCGAGAUGGAGCGGUUCCUCAGUGACUAUGGCUUGCAGUGGGUGGGCGAGCCCAUGGACCAGGAGGACUCAGAGGAAAAGAUAGUCUCUGAAAAUGAUGAGCAGGACUGGAUGAAGGCCAAGAAGUUCUGGAAGCCAGGGGAUUCUUUUGUACCCCCCGAGGUGGACUUUGACAGACUGCUGGCCAGUCUGCAGGAUCUGAGUGAGCUGGUGGUGGAGGGAGAGGCCCAAGUGACACCAGUGCCUGGUGGAGCACAGCUCCGUACCCUAGAGCCCAUCCCACUAAAGCUCUACCGGAAUGGCAUUAUGAUGUUUGAUGGGCCCUUCCGGCCCUUCUAUGAUCCCUCCACGCAGCGCUGCCUCCGGGACAUACUGGAUGGCUUCUUUCCCUCAGAGCUCCAGCGGCUGUAUCCUGAUGGAGUUCCCUUUAAGGUAAGCGACCUGCGCAAUCAGGUCUUCCCGGAGGAUGGGCUGGGCUCGUUCCCAGGUGAGGGUCGUGUGGUGGGCCGGCAGAAAGUUCGAAAGGCCUCGGACAGGGUGGAGGAUACUUCAGGCUCCAGGAUGACUGCUGAGAAAUUUCUGAACAGGCUUCCCAAGUGUGUAAUUCGACAAGGCCAGGUGAUUGACAUCCGGGGCCCAAUCAGGGACACCUUGCAGAACUGCUGCCCACUGCCUGCUCCGAUCCAGGAGAUCAUAGUGGAGACACCUGCCUUGGCUUCUGAACGGCAGAGGAGCCAGGAGUCACCCAACAUGCCAGUGCCUCCGCUCUCCAUGCUGCGCGUCAAGUCUGAGAACGGGGAGCAGGCCUUCCUGUUGAUGAUGCGGCCCGACGACACUGUUGGUGAUGUGCGAAACCUCUUGGCACAGGCCAGGGACAUGGAUCCGGCCACCUUUGAGAUCUUCAGCACCUUUCCACCCAUGGUCUACCAGGAUGACUCACUCACACUGCAGGCCGCAGGCCUGGUUCCCAAUGCAACACUUCUGUUACGCGCUCGGAGAGCCCUGCUGUCGAACCCCAGCUUUGGUACUGGUUCUGGCCCUCACCCUGGCCCAGGCUCACUUCCCUGAAUAAAGUGCCGCCCCUGA
Mesocricetus auratus (golden hamster) is the source of this 1725-nucleotide messenger RNA. RefSeq names its product UBX domain protein 11 (gene Ubxn11). Gene Ontology annotation, biological process: proteasome-mediated ubiquitin-dependent protein catabolic process. The transcript has 15 exons. Lineage: Eukaryota; Metazoa; Chordata; Mammalia; Rodentia; Cricetidae. The record is from RefSeq and is a predicted model, not a curated record. Gene Ontology annotation, molecular function: ubiquitin binding. Bases 55 to 1707 code for a protein of 550 amino acids.